CGGAUGGAUGCUAUCCAGCACCCAUGGUCAAAUACUUGAGGAGCAUAAAAUAUGCAGUGCAUAACAGAGUUCAAAAACUCAAGAAAAACCAUGCCUAAGCGGGCUUUAGAGGGGCGGUCAACAAAAAGGAGGCGACCGGCAAAAGUACCACGAAAUGAUGACUUAAGUCUUCAAGCAGAACCAGUGUCUGAUGAACCAGUGUCUCGUGCAGAACCAGUGUCGAGUGAUGCUAUUAAUUACGACUUAUUAGCUGCAGCAAUCUUAAGACAAUCCCAAACUUUGUCCCAAAACCAGACAAAUUCGAGUGAUACCACCAUGGAUAUCCUGCAGCCAUGUGUUCAAAACCAGGGUGAUAUCGAAGCCCACGCCCAUCCAAUGGCAAGUCAGCAAACAACAACAUCAACAGUUAGUGACAACCAGCCUCAGCAAAAUAUUGCAGACUUAGUUAGUGCGUUAUUACAACAAGACGGUCAAGGUGAGCCAGCAACUGCCAAUCUUAAAAAUGUUAUUGAUUUAUCUGAUGGGAUUCCUCUUGGGGCUGCAACACCUCAUCGAUUAAAAGCUAAGAUCUGGGCAAAUCAAUUUAUUGAUUUAGGUUUGCUGUUGCAGCGUCGAGAGGAUCCUAUUUCGUUAAACAUAUCAUCUGGGUCCCUUAUUGUACAGCAAGGGUCAUCAAAGCCCAAAUUGCCAAUGUCAAUUCAGCAAUGGACUGAUGCUUUUUUGAUUUUUAUGGGAAUUUUUAUUGAAAAAUAUCCAGAACAGGCUCCCCAUCUCCUAAAGUACUGCUAUUUUAUUAGAGAAAUGAACAAAAUGUUAGGAGAUAAGGCCUGGAGAAUCUAUGAUGAGAAUUUUCGGAUGUUGAAAGAGACUGUUGAAUUACCGAGGCAAAAACCGGUUGAAGAGUUAAGAAUCAAGGCUGCUUCUAGCAAUUAUCAAUUUCAGCAGCCCUUUCGAGCAAACACAGGCAAUAAGCCUAUUAGAUUCUGCUAUGCCUUUAACAAUGGGGAACAAUGCACUCAUAACCCCUGCUCAUUUGCCCACAGGUGUCAAUCAUGCUCAGGAUCACAUGCAAGAGCCAAUUGUAGAUUUCGUAAACAAAAACCAACAAAUACCAACACUGUCACCAAGUCCUCAACAAUCACCCAGCCAACUACCUUCCCCAGUCAACCCAAAAAGUUUAGGUGAAUUUUUAGUUGAUUAUGACAGUGAUCAGGCUUCGUACUUGAUAAAUGGCUUUACUCAUGGUUUUAGAUUAGGUUGUACUUCUGCUCCUUCAUCCUGUGUACCUCAAAACCAUAAAUCCACAUUAGAUCACCCAGACAUUAUAGAAGAUUAUAUACAAACAGGGUUAAACAAAGGAAGAAUUGCAGGUCCAUUUUCAAACAAACCUUUUGAACAAUUUGUGGUAUCUCCAUUAGGUUUAGUGCCAAAAGGCAGUACAGGAAAAUUUAGGGUAAUUCAUGAUCUUUCAUUCCCUAAAAAUCAAUCAGUAAAUUCCAAUAUACCAAGAGAAAAUUCAGCUGUUCAGUACGAUUCCAUAGAUCAGGUGGUUGAUUUAGUUCAAAAGUUUGGGCGUGAAUGUUUAAUGGCGAAGACUGACAUUGAAGAUGCUUUCCGGAUCAUACCUAUUCAUCCAGCUGAUUACUACCUGCUAGGGUUUACUUGGGAAGGUCAAUACUAUUAUGACAAAUGUCUUCCUAUGGGAGCGAGUAGUAGCUGUCAAAUCUUUGAAUCAUUUAGUUCUGCUCUCCAAUGAGUCAUGGAAAAUGUCUUCAAUGCUUCGGGUAUGUCCCAUAUUUUAGAUGAUUUUUUCUUUGUGGGACCCCCAAAUUCAAUAACCUGUAGAAACGAUCUUGCUAGUUUUUUAUUUCUAUGUAAAAAAAUUGGGGUGCCAAUAAAAAUGGAAAAAACUCGGGCACCUACGACCAACAUUGUCAUUUAUGGUAUAGAAGUUGAUUCAGUGAAAAUGGAGUGUCGGCUUCCAGUAGAUAAGAUCCAAAAAAUAAAGGACAAACUUAACUUGUUCAAAAGGUGUAAAAAGGUCACUUUAAAAGAAAUGCAGUCAAUCAUAGGCCUUUUAAAUUUUGCUUGUUCUGUGGUUGUCCCAGGUCGAACAUUUCUUCGUCGUUUGAUCAACCUAACAUGUGGUUUGUCUAACCCAAAAUUCUACAUAAGAUUAAAUAAAGACUCAAGGGCUGAUUUAGAAACUUGGGCUACUUUUAUUGACCAUUUCAAUGGCAAGUCAGUUUUUCUGGAUAGAGUUUGGGUGUCAUCAGACCAUCUGAGUUUAUACACAGAUGCUUCUGGCUCAAUGGGAUUUUCAGCUGUUUUAGGGUCUGAUUGGUUUGCAAGGGAAUGGCCAUUGGAAUUAGAAGAUUAUCAAAUUUGUAUUAAAGAAUUGUUUCCAAUUGUCCUUGCAUUGGAAUUAUGGUCAUGCCAUUUUCAAAAUAAAAAGGUAUUAUUCUUAUCAGACAAUAUGGCUGUCGUUGAGGUUCUCAAUAAAAAAUCGUGUCGAGAUAAAGCUCUCAUGAAAUUGUUACGCCGUCUUGUUUUAGUGUCCUUACGUUUUAAUAUUCAUUUCCGUGCAAAGCAUAUACCUGGGAAGUUGAAUGUAACAGCUGACAGAUUAUCCCGUUUUAAAUUUCAGGAAGCUUUUCAAGAAACACCUCAUUUACACAGACAACAAACAAAAAUCCCAGUGGAUCUUCUUUACAUUUGACAAACUCUGCAAAAAGAAUUCUACAGGCUUCCUUAGCCCCUGCAACAAGGAAAGCAUAUCUACAUUCAUGGCAUAUUUUCCUUGAAUGGGUAGGCUCCAUAUCCUUACCUGUACAUUACAUUACAAUAUGUAAUUUUAUAGGUCAUUUAUUCGAAAUUGGUUAUUCACCAAGCUCAAUAGCAUCCCACAUUUCGGCUUUAACAUAUAUUCAUAAGAUGUUAAAAUUGCCAGAUCCCGCUCAGUGUUUCCUAGUACAAAAGCUGCUAAGAGGUUGUUACAAAUUAGGUCCAUCGGUAGAUACCCGUCUUCCAAUUACAGGUGAAAUUUUGAAAAAACUUGUGAAUUCACUAGAUCAAUCUGUCUCAACUAGGGCACAUUCAUUGUUACUUAAGGCAUUGUUUUUGAUGGCAUUUCAUGGUUUUUUCAGAUUAGGGGAAUUGGUUAUAAAAUCAAAGACUCAGUCAGAUAAGGUCAUUCAAAGAUCGGAUGUCCAUUUUGAGACAGCUCAUGGAAAGCUAAAGCAGGUGCAAGUGGUGUUGAAACAUUUUAAAACAGUCAGUUAUGGACAGCCAAAGAUUAUUACAUUAGAAGUAUCAAAAAACACUAAGUCAUGUCCAGUACAUGCAUUGUUUUACUAUUUAAAACAUUAUCGCCAUUCUGGUGGCCCCCUUUUCCAGUUUUUAGAUGGUUGUCCGGUGCCUUAUUCCUUUGUGGCAAAAAAGUUAAAUGAAGUGAUCAAAAAUAUUGGUUUGGAUCCAAAACAUUAUAAGGGUCACAGCUUCAGAAUUGGUGCUGCAACUCAUGCAUCUAAGGUUGGUUUCUCGGAAAAUGCGAUUCAGAAUAUGGGUAGAUGGAAGUCUGAUGCUGUUAAACGAAACAUUCGGUUGGGUUCAUUUAAUGUUGCACUUGACUAAGAAAAUUAAUCUAUAUCAUUCCUGGGUAUAAGUUGUUAUCAGCAAGAUAACGUUAUAUAACUAGUUCAGAUGAUGUCUGCUAUAGAUCUGCUCUGUUGUUUGCCUGUGAGUGAUUUUUAUUACUACCUCUUCAAAGUGGUAGGAUUGUUUGGAGUUCAGAUCAAGUCUGCUACCAUGAUUAUGAUAUAUACAACUUACAUUGAUAGUAGUUCAGAUCAGGUCUGCUACUAUGUCUGUCAUCUUGGAAUUAGAUCAUGGCAUUUACUUUUCCCCACUGCUUUCAUUGUUCUAGAUUAGAUAUGUUAGUGUACCCCCCCCCCUUUUUUUUUUGUUGCAUGUAGUUCAGAUAGAAUGUCUGCUACCACCCUGUCCUUAGAAUACAUUGUGUUUUGUUUUUUAGUAUUGUAUUUUAGUGUUUGUAUUAAUAGGGUAUGUUGCUGGCCAUCCGUCAAAAUCAGUUAAUCAUAUUUCAUAUAUAUUCUGUCAUAUCAAAAAUGUCAAUUAUUAUAAUUACAUCUUCAGAAGGCCAUACUUUUACACAUUGUUCUAAGUUUUACUAAAACAAUGUAUAAUAUAGUUAUCAAAGUCUCCUGUUCCAUCUAUUUCCUUGGGGUGGCGGGAAUCCAAUGGGUAUUGGAUUUAUGGCAGAACUUUGUAUAUGCCACCUUAAUUUUUUACAUGUUUAUAUUAAGGGAGAUCACCCUGCCAUUGUUGUUUACUAUUUUUGGUUAUAUUUUACCGGGUGAUCUCAAUAUUUGUUCAGGUGUUUUUUAACUAAUAAGGGAGAUCCCACAGUACUUGUUACAUAAGUCAUUUUAAUAAGUUUAAGUAUUGACUUUGUCAGGGAUCUCCCUGUUUGUGAUGUGGUUUAUUUGUACAAGUUUUUGAUUCGUCAUUAAUAAAUGACAUUAUUUCGUCAAUGACCAUUUAGUUGUUUUUUAAGGUAAAAAAUUAACAAGCUGCAGUUCAUAGAUGGAACGAAAGAUUUAAGUCUAUUAAUGGAAUAAGCUUUAUUGGUAACUGUUAAGAUCAAUGCAUGGGCAUAAUGAAAUAUUAUUGCCAAAUAAUAUGUUUUAUGUCAUCAUUGUAUCGUGAAUUCUAUUUUUAGAAAUUCUAAUUUAAGUUCCGGUUUUUAUUGGUUAUUUUUAGCUAAUUUGUCCAUCAUGUAUCUAUUUAUAAAUGCCUGUGCUUGUACCUUGUCAUUAGCCAAUGAAAUGAGAGUAUUUCGAUCACGUGUAUAUAACUUCUGUUUUAAACUCAAGUGUGAGAAAGACGUGUUUCCGUAAUCUAAGAUAUUGAUCGCUUUGUAAAGUUUAACCCACCACCAUCCCCAUCUAACCGUCCAAAUAAUUUUAUAAUUUACAACAGUCAUAAUAGCUUGUGCCAAUAUCAGAAAUCCAUUCUAAUGUUUACAUUGUGUGCAUCAUGGUUUUAUUAGAUUUAUGGCAGAACUUUGUAUAUGCCACCUUAAUUUUUUACAUGUUUAUAUUAAGGGAGAUCACCCUGCCAUUGUUGUUUACUAUUUUUGGUUAUAUUUUACCGGGUGAUCUCAAUAUUUGUUCAGGUGUUUUUUAACUAAUAAGGGAAAUCCCACAGUACCUGUUACAUAAGUCAUUUUAAUAAGUUUAAGUAUUGACUUUGUCAGGGAUCUCCCUGUUUGUGAUGUGGUUUAUUUGUACAAGUUUUUGAUUCGUCAUUAAUAAAUGACAUUAUUUCGUCAA
This is a messenger RNA of Magallana angulata, 5354 nucleotides long. RefSeq lists its product as uncharacterized. The transcript is spliced from 2 exons. The record is from RefSeq and is a predicted model, not a curated record. NCBI's taxonomy places the organism in Eukaryota, Metazoa, Mollusca, Bivalvia, Ostreida, Ostreidae. The coding region runs from base 52 to 1185 and encodes 377 amino acids. Gene Ontology annotation, molecular function: DNA binding. Gene Ontology annotation, biological process: DNA integration; DNA recombination.